UAUGACGAGAAAAACCCUCUUCAACGACGGUCGAAUUUCCACGCGCAUCCCACCACGACCACCACACAUCCACGACGAGCAACGCCCUGUACACGAGCGGCAAGCUCCCAAUUGAUCCCAUCUCCACUCCGCAUAUUCGAUUGUCGAAGCAGGAAAUCACAAUGCUGCGCACCCCGGCCACCAGUCUGCUGCGCAGCUCGCUCGCGCGGGCCAGCAGCCGAUCCUCAAGCCUGACCGUCUGCCGCGCCGCCUCGACGCACGCCAUCUCCAAGCCGACCCUGGCGAACAUCGAGAAGAGGUGGGAGGGCAUGCCUCUACAGGAGCAGGCCGAUCUCUGGAUGUCUCUGCGGGAUCGCAUGAAGGAGAACUGGGCCGAGCUGACCCUCCACGAGAAGAGAGCUGCAUACUGGAUUGCCUUUGGCCCCCACGGUCCGCGAGCUCUUCCUCCCCCUGGCGAGGGCAAGAAGGUCGCCCUUUACACCGCCGUCGGCGUCGGCGUCAGCUUGGCCUUCUUCGUUGCCAUCCGGAUGUUCGCCGGCCCAGCUCCUCACACCAUGACCAAGGAAUGGCAAGAGGCUUCCAAUGAAUACCUCAAAUCCCAAAAGGCCGAUCCCUUCACCGGCGUCGCUUCCGAAGGCUACACCGGCAAGGGCAUGGUUCAGUCCCCCCCGAAAUCGGCAUAAUUUCCUCCACCCGUUUUCCCGCCAAGCCGUUUCCCUUUGUCGAUAGAGCUAUCCGCCAAACUCGUAUCACUCGCCGUGGCCAUACUGCCUAGCCUGUGUGUAAAAGCGUACUAGAGGAGGGGGGGGAAGAUUGUGAAAACAUUGGGGGUCAUUUCUUUUUGGGAAGGAGGGAGAAGGGGGAGAGAUCUGACUUUGGUUGGUGUAAAUUUGUACAACCUCGACAAUGCGACACA
Messenger RNA from Phialemonium atrogriseum, 916 nucleotides. Its product is annotated as putative cytochrome c oxidase. The transcript has 3 exons. Lineage: Eukaryota; Fungi; Ascomycota; Sordariomycetes; Cephalothecales; Cephalothecaceae. The record is from RefSeq and is a predicted model, not a curated record. Gene Ontology annotation, biological process: mitochondrial electron transport, cytochrome c to oxygen. The coding region runs from base 162 to 683 and encodes 173 amino acids.